Molecule: messenger RNA, 1056 nt
Organism: Cinclus cinclus
Lineage: Eukaryota; Metazoa; Chordata; Aves; Passeriformes; Cinclidae
Gene: GLT8D2
Product: glycosyltransferase 8 domain containing 2
Exons: 9
Coding region: 1-1056 (351 amino acids)
Cellular component (GO): Golgi apparatus
Molecular function (GO): glycosyltransferase activity
Source: RefSeq, a predicted model, not a curated record
AUGGCUCUUUUAAAGAAAAUUAACCACAUCUUACUGUUACUUCUUGUCUUAACUGUGUGCGCUAUUCUGUACAACAAAGUUCACCAAGUGCCAUUGGCAUUAAGAAAUGAAACAGAAAUGGAUUUGGAGAGCCCUGAGGAAAUGGAAGAAGAAAUCCCAGUGGUGAUCUGCGCUGCUGCAGGCAGGAUGGGUGCAGCUGUAGCAGCCAUCAGCAGCAUCUACAGCAACACAGAGGCCAGUGUUUUGUUCUACAUCGUUGGGCUGAAGACAACCAUCCCACAUAUUCGAAAAUGGAUUGAAAAUUCUAAACUGAAAGAAAUAAAAUUUAAGGUUGUGGAAUUCAAUCCUAUGGUACUAAAAGGAAAAAUCAGACAAGAUGCAUCACGUCCUGAACUACGGCAGCCUCUGAACUUCGUUCGAUUUUAUCUUCCUUUGCUUAUCCAGAAACAUGAGAAAGUAAUAUAUUUGGAUGAUGAUGUCAUUGUUCAAGGUGAUAUCCAGGAACUCUAUGAUACUAAGUUAGCUCCUGGACAUGCAGCUGCUUUUUCAGAUGAUUGUGAUCUGCCUUCUACACAUGAAAUGGUUAGAAGUGUGGGGAUGCAGAACACAUACAUGGGAUUCCUGGACUACAGAAAGCAAGCCAUUAGAGAUCUUGGCAUCAGCCCCAGCACCUGCUCCUUUAAUCCUGGAGUAAUUGUUGCUAACAUGACUGAAUGGAAACAUCAGCGGAUUACAAAGCAGUUGGAAAAGUGGAUGCAAAGAAAUGUAGAGGAAAACCUCUACAGCAGCACUCUUGGAGGAGGCGUGGCAACCUCUCCAAUGCUGAUUGUAUUUCAUGGAAAAUAUUCCUCUAUUAAUCCUAUGUGGCACAUAAGGCAUCUUGGUUGGAGUCCUGAUGCCCGUUACUCAGAGCAGUUUCUUCAAGAAGCUAAAUUACUUCACUGGAAUGGGAGAUACAAACCCUGGGACUACCCCAGUGUCCACACUGAUCUCUGGGAAAACUGGUUUAUUCCUGACCCUUCAGGGAAGUUCAAAUUAACUCGUCCUGAUAGCUGA